UGAUCGUGAACAACACCGCGAAUUCGGUCUUGCCCUCUAUCCACAUUUUCUGCCGACUUUUCCGCUUGCCAGCGGAUUUCCGCCCGAAUGGAGCACCCCAGCUGACCCCAGUGACACUAACUGCACGCUCCCGAGAAUUCGCGCGGGACGUCACCGAUAUUUUGUUUACAUUCGCGUUCAUGUAAACAAACGGCGGCGCGCAGCGAUGAAUUUCUUCGGCAGGGGCGGCGGCGGAGGCGGCAAGAACCUGAGCCUGAGGAGCCACCCCGGCCCUGGCGAGCGCAACGUGCAGACGUCCAUCACCAGUUUCCUGCCCAAGAGCGCGGCGCCGAAAACCGGCAUCGACGCCGCGAAGCCAGUCGCCAAAAUACUUCCUCAAGCUGACGCACUGCCUAAAAGUGGUUUUGAACUGAUUUGUGAGAAGAAACCGCCUGCAAACCAAAAUCCUGCGCCGCUGAAUGGAAAUUCAGGCAAGAAGAAGCGGAAAAAUGACAACCCUUUUGUUUCCUCGAGUGACGACGACACCGAUUUGGACACUUUCAUCGAUAAUAGGAUUGACGAAGUGACGAGUGAAGAUUCGCCGAAGAAAUCUCCUGUGAUCGAGCGGCGGAGCAAAUUGUCGCUGUGUUUGAGCCAGGCGCGCAAGCCGCUCUUCCCAGCCGUGAAAACACCGGAAAAUUCUUUUAAUUUCACCGCGGCUUUCGAGCUGAGCGACGCCGACGACUCGUGGGACGACGAGCCAAAGAGCAGCACCUUCCAAGUGAAGAAAAAGGUGGCGCCGAGCGUCCCGACACCGGCGCCGAGCAUCCCAAAAGCGGUGCCAAAGCCGUCCACGGAUCCGCCAAAGCCUAUUGUCAACUUUGACGCCAAUUUUCUGCUGUCGGACGACGACGACAUCCUCGAUGUCACCCCUGAGAAGGCGCCUCCGCCCAAAGUUUUAGCCGUGCCAGUGCCGAGCAAGCUGGAAAAAUUCGAUUGUGACGUCAGGAAGUGGGCCAGCGUCGUCGACUCGUUGCAACCUUUGAGAUCUGACGUGAGUCGAGCCGAGGUGGAGGAGGUGAAGAAGCGUCUUUCAGGUCUGAUGGCCGAGUUUUCCGAGCUGUGCAUCGCGAUGCUGUCGCUAGACCUGAAGCAGGUGGCGCCUUCGACGGCCGUCAAGCUGCGCAUCGCCGCCCAGAAGGUCAAGGCCAAGCUGCUGCUGGCCGAAAAGCGACACCCCUCCGCCUCGCAGGACGAUGUGCCACUCCCCUCCGCCUCCCAGGACACCACACACCUCCCCUCAACCUUCCAGGGCACUAGAAACCUCCCCUCCGCAUCCCAGGGCACCACAAACCUCCCCUACUCUUUCCAGGGCACCAUGCCCAUCCCCUCCGCUACCCAAAAGCCCCCUGCGCCGCCCCAGCGCCAAUCCAACGGCUACCCUGACGCGAGCCCUGCGGUGCAGCGCGACUUUUCCUUUCCUACCACGUCUCCUCAGGGUGGAAAUGCCCUGUCGGCGGCUGGUCCGGCGCAGGAAAUGGACCUGAUGGGAGCCAUCUUCAACAAGCCGUCGCCAAAGUCGAAGCUGAGCCUGAACAAUGGAAAAUUCCAUGGAAAGCUCAAGAACGACGCCGACAACCCCCUAUUCCAGGGCUUUAACCACCCACACAGCCAACAACUAAAAAGGCUGUUGAAGGAGAAGUUCGGACUGUCGUCGUUCCGGACGAACCAGCUGCAGGCGAUGAACGCGGCGCUGCUGGGCCACAACUGCUUCGUGCUGAUGCCGACAGGUGGCGGCAAGUCGCUGUGCUACCAGCUUCCGGCGUUGGUCACCGGCGGCGUCACGAUCGUCGUGUCGCCGCUCAAGUCACUGAUCCAGGACCAGGUCAACAAGCUCAACACCCUCGGCAUCCCGGCCGCUCAUCUUUCUGGAGACAUGACCGCCGAACAGAUCAACAACGUCUACAACGAGCUCCGAAGCGGCUCUCCGAAAAUGACGCUGUUGUACGUGACGCCGGAGAAGCUGGGCAUGAGCAAGCGGCUGGUGGACGCGCUGCGGAGUCUGCACCAGCGGCGGCAGCUGUCGCGCUUCGUGAUCGACGAGGCGCACUGCGUCUCCAAUUGGGGCCACGACUUCCGGCCCGACUACCAGAAGCUGAGCGCUCUGAAGGAGAAUUUUCCGAGCGUGCCGACGAUGGCGCUGACCGCCACGGCCACGCAGCUCGUCCGAACCGACAUUCUUCGGCAGCUGCGCAUGGACGACCCCAAAUGGUUUUUGUCGAGCUUCAACCGGCCGAACUUGAAGUACAGCGUUUUGGAGAAGGUGUCGAAGGCGAAGAGCGGCGGCGAGGACCAGCUGCUGACGCUGCUGCAGCAGCCGACGUUCCGCAACAAGAGCGGCAUCGUGUACUGCUUCUCGCGCAACGACUGCCAAAACACGGCCGAAAAACUGAAGCAGCACGGCGUGCGCGCCGCCGCCUACCACGCCGGCAUGACCGACAAGCAGCGCAACGCCGUCCAGCAUCAGUGGACCACCGGCACCCUCAAGGUGAUCUGCGCGACGAUCGCGUUCGGCAUGGGAAUCGACAAGCCGGACGUGCGCUUCGUGGUGCACAACUCGCUGGCCAAGUCGAUCGAGGGCUACUACCAGGAGGCGGGCAGGGCGGGCCGCGACGGCCAACUCGCCCACUGCAUCCUCCUCUACAGCUACGCCGACGUCAAGAAGAUCCUCACCCUCAUCGAGAGUGACGGGAAGAGUCGGGAGGCUGUCCAGGUGCACCGGGACAACGUGUACCGAAUGCAGGCGUUCUGCACGAACAAACUCGACUGCCGGCGGGUGCUGCAGCUCUCCUACUUUGGCGAAAACUUCAGCCGCGAACUGUGCCUGAGGGACAAGAGCGCCGCCUGCGACAACUGCCUCAACCAGGGCGAGUACGUCGAGUUUGACUUUUUGUCGCUGGCGCGGGAGAUCGUGCAGUGCGCGCGGACGACCUGCGGCUACCCUGGCAGCGGCACCAGGGUCACGCAGCUUGACCUGGCCAACGUGCUCAGGGGCUCGAAGGCGCAGAAGAUCGUCAGCCUAGGGCUGGACCAGCUGCCGAUCCACGGAAAGGCGGCCAGCCUGAGCCGCGCGGACGUCGAGCGCCUCCUGCAGAAGCUGGUCGUGGACAAUUUCCUGUCCGAGGAGUUCCUGUCCACCGUCGAGGACCGCACGGCCGCCUACGUGCGCCUCGGACCCAAACACGACGCCAUUUUCAGCGUCCAGAAGUUCUCGUUCGCGGUGAAGAAGCCGAAGGAGGGCACCCUGCCGCAGACGCCUGCUGUCUGCAAGCCGAGCCGCGACGAGGAGCUGCUGCUCGACAUCCAGAGCGGCUGCCUGCUCGCCCUGCAGGAGAAGCUUCGCGAAAUCGCCACCGCGCUCGGCAAGUCGCCCCACACCGUGUGCAAUCCGCAGGCCCUGGUGGAGAUGUCGAAGCGGCUGCCUGAGACGCGAGAGCAGAUGCUCAACGUCACCCACGUGACCGAAACGAACUUCAACGUCUUCGGACAGCAGCUGCUGGAAAUCACAAAAACCUUCGCCUCCACCCAGCAAGAGGUGCUGGCGUCGUACGCGGCGGACGUGAUCUCCGACGACGACGACGAGGGCGAAAACCUGCUGGCGGUGCGGGCGCCGGCGUCGACGUCGACGCAGGCGCCGAGCCAGCGGGGCCGCGGCGGCGGCGGCGGCCGAGGCGGCUUCCGCUCGUUCGGCGGGCGCAAGUUCGGCAAAAAACGCAAGGGAAAAACGGCCGCCGGGCCCGCGAGGAAGAAGCAAAAGGCCGGCGGCGGCGGCGGCGGCGGCUACGUGACCUCUCGAGGCCCCAGCGGCGAGACGGUGACCACGCGGCCAGGGCUCAACAGCAGAAUCCAAAACAUGCCGGUGCCCGUGGGCCGCGGCAACAUCAGGAAUCUCAAGGUCUCCUCCUUCAAUUGAAGACUCGUAAUUUAUUUUUGUAACAAAACCCAAGUGUAAAUAAACUCUGUUCAUUUCUAUUUUUUA
Molecule: messenger RNA, 4018 nt
Organism: Cloeon dipterum
Lineage: Eukaryota; Metazoa; Arthropoda; Insecta; Ephemeroptera; Baetidae
Gene: Blm
Product: Bloom syndrome helicase
Exons: 16
Coding region: 206-3952 (1248 amino acids)
Biological process (GO): double-strand break repair via homologous recombination; DNA replication
Cellular component (GO): chromosome; nucleus; cytoplasm
Molecular function (GO): nucleic acid binding; 3'-5' DNA helicase activity; ATP binding
Source: RefSeq, a predicted model, not a curated record